AGAUAAAAGAUUCAUUGACAAAAGUGUUGAAACAUACAAACGCGUUCAUUUCCCCUUACCUCUUCUUCAUUCAGCCUUUGCUUUGCUUUGCUUUCCUUCCCUUCUACCUUCAACCAUCUACCCUCCUCACACAAACAAGCAAGCAAGCAUGGUCAACAUCACAUAUGGGCUCAUCGAUGCCCCGGACGGCAAGGCAAGUGCUUCAAGACUGAUUUCCGCUUUUGGUUCAGAGAUGGUGGUCACUUUACCAGAUGAUGGAAUUGCUUCUUUUGGAUCAGGUGAUAUCGCUUGGAUUAUGACUUGCACAGCUUUGGUUUUUACCAUGAUUCCAGGUCUUGGUUAUCUAUAUUCCGGUCUAGCACGUAGAAAGAACGCCUUGCAUAUGCUCUUGAUGACAUUCAUGGCUCUUACAGUCGUUUCCGUUCAAUGGGUUCUGUUUGGAUAUAGUAUCACUUUUUCAACAACUGGAGGCGCAUUCAUCGGAGAUUUGAGUAACGGUGGAUUCAAAGGUGUUUUAGAACAACCAAAAGCAGAAGCAAACAAUCGAAUUCCAGAAAUCAUUUAUGCAAUGUACGAAAUGAUGUUUGCCAAUUUGGUUCCCGCAAUCGCUCUUGGUGCUGCAUGUGAACGUGCAAGAGUUUGGCCUUUCAUCGUUUUCACUUUCGUUUGGACUACUUUUGUUUAUGAUUUUAUCGCCCAUUGGAUUUGGUCUUCUAACGGAUGGGCAUUCAAAUGGGGUGUUUUGGAUUAUGCAGGUGGUGGUCCAGUUGAAGUUUGCUCUGGUAUCACUGGUUUAGUCAUCUCGUAUUAUUUGGGCAAACGUCAUGGAUACGGUACAGACCGUCUCUUGUUCAAACCUCACAACGUUUCACAUAUCGUCUUGGGUACCGUGUUCCUCUGGUUCGGUUGGUUAGGUUUCAACGGUGGUUCAACUUUCGCUGCAAACUUACGCGCAGGAAUGUCAUUGGCCACAACGAAUACAGCCGCAAGUACGGCAGCAAUCACAUGGAUGAUAAUGGAUUACAGAUUCGAACGUAAAUGGUCCGUUGUUGGAUUUUGCACAGGUGCAAUUGCGGGUUUGGUUGCAAUCACGCCUGCUGCUGGUUUCAUCGGUGUUCCAGCUUCUUUCCUUGUUGGAUUUUUGGCAGCUUUCAUCUCUAACUUGUGUACUCAAGUUAAAGUCUUUAUGCGUUGUGAUGAUGUUAUGGAUAUUUUCGCAGUGCACGCAGUGGCAGGAUACGUUGGUAUCUUGUUAACCGGUAUCUUCACACAAGCAAGUGUGGCAAAUAACGAUGGAUAUUUGGAAAUUCCAGGUGGAUGGCUAGAUGGUCAUUUCAUUCAAUUGCCCAUUCAAUUGGCAUGGUGCGUUGUUGUGACUGCAUGGACUGGUGGUGUUACGUUUGUGAUCAUGUUUGUCUUGGAUCACAUUCCCGGAAUCGGUCCUUUCCGUUCAAGUGAAACGGCUGAGAUUAUCGGUGUUGAUGAAGAACAAUGUGGUGAAUUCGCAUACGAUUUCGCAUUCUUCAAUCGUGAUUUGGAAGGUAAUUACGAACCGGAGCAUGGACAAAAGCUUCCAAUGAUGGAACACAAGGACGGAUGUGCCGUUCAAAAGUCCACCUAUCCCAACGGAUCACAAACUGAAUCCACUGAUGAAACUACACCAAAUGAAGCAGCAGAGGAAGUCCUACAUAGAAAUUCGGAAGCCAAUGCAAGAGCAGCAACAAAUCAGCCUGAAACAACAAAAGAAGAAUGAGCAUUAUGUCUAUACCUUCACAGCAUCCCCACACAAUUUAAUUGCUUUUUCUAUUUUAUCAUUUAUCUCUCUUUAAUCUGCUUCAAAUGUCAUUUUGU
Meira miltonrushii is the source of this 1851-nucleotide messenger RNA. Its product is annotated as ammonium transporter. Bases 149 to 1753 code for a protein of 534 amino acids. Gene Ontology annotation, cellular component: plasma membrane. The record is from RefSeq and is a predicted model, not a curated record. Gene Ontology annotation, molecular function: ammonium channel activity. Lineage: Eukaryota; Fungi; Basidiomycota; Exobasidiomycetes; Exobasidiales; Brachybasidiaceae. The transcript has a single exon. Gene Ontology annotation, biological process: ammonium transmembrane transport.